Psammomys obesus (fat sand rat) is the source of this 5913-nucleotide messenger RNA. It is a transcript of the gene Slfn11, whose product is annotated as schlafen family member 11. Gene Ontology annotation, biological process: defense response to virus. The record is from RefSeq and is a predicted model, not a curated record. Bases 184 to 2877 code for a protein of 897 amino acids. Gene Ontology annotation, molecular function: tRNA binding. The transcript is spliced from 6 exons. Lineage: Eukaryota; Metazoa; Chordata; Mammalia; Rodentia; Muridae.
GAGCAGUUUCGUUUUCCCAGAAGCAAGCCUUCCUAAGGCUGGAAGCGUUGACCCUAACAGUUCGCUCUGACCACCGCCAAAGCCACGCUGGAGCCGGGGCUGCACCUCUCGGCCUCACAGGCGAGUGACCAAUCCACAAGUAUCUGUUUCCAAGUUCUGCUUUCCGAGGCUGCCAGGAUCAGCAUGGAGACGAAUCCGUCCUUGGUGGUGGUCCGAUCUCACCCAGACUUGGUCAUCUAUGUAGGAGAAGUGACUCUUGGAGAAGAACAUCGAAACAAAAUGGACAAAACGAAGAGAAUGAAAGAGAAGGAAAAAAUCACACAGGCUGCUUGUGCUCUGCUAAACUCUGGAGGAGGAGUGAUUGAGAUGCAGAUUGCCAACAAGACUGAGCAUCCUGUCGAGAUGGGGGAGGACUUGGAACAUUCUUUGAGAGACCUUAUUCCGUCUUCUAAUUGUCAGACUUUCUUUGAGACCGACCAAAGAGGCAACCAGUUUUACAUUUUUGUUAAAUCUUGGUGCUGUGGCCCUGAAGAUGGUUCCCCUAAGCCUCAAAUUUGCAGCCUAAGCUCUUCGUUGUACACUAGAAAUUUAACUUCGAAGAUUGCCAUGGAUUCAAGAAGCGCAUUUGACUUUCUGUACAAGAAGAGGAAAGGCAAAUGUAGUCUGAGUGAUAAUGGACCUCCACCUUUAAAAAUUCCCAGAGCUUUGAGUACGAACAGCCUUAACUCAGGUCCUGCCUUUACCAUUUUUCAAAGUGAGAAACUUGAAUAUGGCCAAAAGUUGCCUUUUACUGAAACCGAAUAUAUAGAGUUUAAACAAUUCUUUACAAAACAUGCCCCAAAAUAUAUGAAAAAUAUAAUUCCAGAGUACAUCUCUGCAUUUGCAAACACCGACGGAGGCUACCUUUUCAUUGGCGUGGAUAAUGAGAGUAAGAGUGUCCUGGGGUGCCCAAAAGACAGUGUUGACUGUGACUGUUUGAAAACAGUGGCAAAUGAAGCCAUAUCCAAGUUGCCAGUUUUCCAUUUUUCCUCAUCUAAAGAAAAGGUGUCUUAUGAGACCAGAGUCAUAGACGUGUUUAAGGAGGGAGAUUUGUAUGGUUAUCUCUGUGUGAUCAGAGUGGAGCCAUGUUGCUGUGCUGUGUUCUCAAAAGCUCCCAUUUCAUUCAUGGUAGACAAGGAGAAAGGUGUGUACAGCCUGAACACUGACGAAUGGGUACGCAUGAUGAUGGAUGUUGGCCCAGAGGCAGCUCCCAAUCAGCAAGCUUCCCUCAAUGACCUGUGUACAGAUUUUGAAUGUCAGCUGAAUCUCUCCAACAGCCCUCCUCGCUGCAGACCAGUGUAUUCUAAGAAAGGGCUGGAACAUAAAGUUGAUCUGCAAAGGCAUUUAUUUCCAGUGUUGCCAGAAUGUUUGAAAUAUACUCCUGAAUCCCUCUGGAGGGAUCUCUGCUCACAGCAUGAGAGACUAGAGGACUUAAUAAGCCAGCAAGUGCAUUCUUUCUCCUGUGGUUUGCUGAUCCUCUCUAGAAGCUGGGCUGUGGACCUGGACUUGGAAGAGAAGCAGGGGGUCAUCUGUGAUGCUCUGCUGAUUGCACAGAAUAGUCCCCCCAUCCUCUACACCAUCCUGGAGGAGCAGGAUGAGAGGGGACGGGACUACUGCACCCGCACUGCCUUUACUCUGAAGCAGAAGCUAGUGAACACUGGAGGCUACACGGGGAGGGUGUGUGUCAUAACCAAGGUUCUCUGCCUGGGUUCUGAGAGCAAUGUUGAGGCCAAUGGGGAGUCAGCCUCUCCUAUUCAUUACCCACCCUCCUAUAACCUUGCAAGCACCCAGGAAAUGGAAGCUUUGCUGCAGGCCCUCGUGAUUGUCUUGCUCAACUUCAGAUCUUUCUUGAGUGACCAGCUCGGCUGUGAAAUUCUCAACCUUCUCACAGCCCAGCAGUAUGAGAUACUCUCAAAAAGCCUCCGCAAAACCAGAAAACUGUUUGUGCAUGGCUUGCCAGGCACAGGGAAGACAAUCAUGGCCAUGAAAAUCAUGGAAAAGAUCAGAAACACGUUCCACUGUGAAACAGAUAACAUUCUCUACAUCUGUGAAAAUCAGCUUUUGAGAGACUUGAUAGCGGGAAAAAAUCUGUGCCAGGCAGUGACCCGGAAAACCUUUAUGCGUCCUCACUUUAACGCAACGAUGGUCCAACACAUCAUUGUUGAUGAAGCCCAGAAUUUCCGCACUGAAGAUGGGAACUGGUACGAAAAGGUAGAAAAAAUCACUCAAAGCACGGAAGAUUGUCGAAUUCUAUGGAUCUUUCUGGACUAUUUUCAGACCAGUCAUCUGCAAAUGAGUGGCCUCCCACAUUUCUCACGCCAGUUUCCAAAAGAAGAGCUCACCAAAGUGGUACGGAAUGCAGAUAAUAUAGCUGCGUUUCUAAAACAAAAAUUGCAAGAAAUCAGAAAUGUCCGUCCAAAAAUCAUCCCUCCCGAGUCCCUGGAGAUGCUCCAUGAUUUUAACUGGUGUCAAGGUGUAUCAGGCAGCUGCGAGACUAGAAACUUGAGUUGGCAUCAUGCAGUGAGUUAUGUAGCAGAUAAGUGUGAUUUUUUCUUGAGGAAUGGGUAUUCUCCCCAAGAUAUUGCAGUGCUUUUCAGCACGGACAGCGCAAGGGAAAGCUAUGAAAAUAUGUUCCUUGAAAAAAUGAGGAGGAUAAAUGAUGCGUUUAUCUAUCCUCCUCCUAACAUGUUUGACAGCAUCCGUCGAUUCUCAGGCCUGGAAAGAAGCAUUGUGUUUGGUAUUGAUCCCUCUACAGUUGAGUGGCCCAUUUCCCGCAACCUAUUGCUCUGUCUGGCUUCCAGAGCAAGAAAACAUCUAUAUAUUUUGUUUUGUGCUUGAUCAUAGUUUCCACUGAAGGGAAGGAAACUCUAUGAUCCCAAUACAUUAUAAAUAAGACAUGUAUGCCUUUUAAUAUUUUAAAGCUUAGGCCUUUUUUUUUUUUAACUCCCAGCCAUCCAUCAUUUAAACUUAACCUGACUCUAGUCUACAAACCCACCACAUGGCUAGCCCUUUACCUCCCAGUUUCUUAGACCCAUCUUGCUUCCUCCAUCUCCCACUUGAAUCUACUGCUUCUGCCUAUGUCAGUGCCUGCCCAGGAGUUAUGAACGAUCUAGAACUUUCUGCCCUAGAUAUUGACUGUCAGAUCUUUAUUCCAACCAAUUAGCAGCAAUGCAACACUGAUCCAGCUCUUAGGCAGCCUUAGGCAAUGAAGGCUGAGUGAUCUCCAUCUUCUGGGCUUACAAAAUAUAAGACCAGUGAAGGGCCAUAGAGCAUACAGUAACUAAAAUCUGGCUAGCCCUUAGCUUGUUCUCUGUCAGUUCAGCAAUCAACAAUCGAUAUAUAGAAACACACUUAAAUACAAUGAACUCCAACAUUCCACAGUAGAGAGAGAAUCUCACCAAGAUACUAAGCCUUCGUUUUCCAAAGGAGCAGAGAGGUCCAGCCUUCUUGGAAAAGACUGGCACCCAGAUAGCUCACUCCAGUUAUUUUAUUCAAAGAAUAUACAAGGUUGAUUGGGGCUGGGAAAGGUUCCAGCUACCAAAAUUAUCUUGCCCUUGCUGCCUGGAAGAACAGAAAAUCUACACAAACCUCAGUCCCUUUUGACCACAGCUAGACACAGUCAAAAGUAAGAACUCUGGGUUUGCCAGGACUGUCUUAGGACCAAGGUCUGUGCAGCUCCAAGCUUCCAAGUAGCACCUAGUGCAGAUUCUCCAAAGAAACAACAUUUCUUCAAGGUCCAAACAGUUUCAAAACAAUUUCUCCGCAUCCACUGAUUAACCCAACCAAGCAAAGGCUUUGCUAAAACAUGUACUCAAAGGCAAACACAAAGGUUUUACUAUAUAUUUCACUUUAAGCCAGAUUUAAAGAUCUUACUUUACAUUUCAUUUAUAUUUCCCUACUGUCUGUUUUUAAUUGGAUUUGUUAUGUUGGAGAUUAUGAAGUUGUACAGUAAAAAGGGCCUUUUGUCUAUCUAGUGGUCUAACAGUUUUAUGCAAAUUAAUCAGACCUUUCAAAGGCUUUAUUUUACUUUUCACUAGAGUAUAUCCUGAAGUCUUCUCAUCAUUUCUAGUCCUGGGGGACGUAGCUCAGUAGCAGAGUGCUAGAACAAGAUUUAUGAAGUCCUAGGUUCAAUCACUGAUUAUGGGAAAGCAAAAUCUAAUUGAGGUCCUUCAGAAAAGAACAUUAUAAAGAUACAACAAAACUCUUGUCCUGUAGUUUCAGAAAAUGUAGGGAAAGGAAUUACCAAUGGACACUGAGACUAGCUAGGGAUCUGAGGCUGAAAAGUUGGAGAAAAGGAUGGCAAAAGAAUGGACACAGGACGUAUACUGGGACAAUGCUGAAACCACAAGGACUGAAACUAUGAGAACAACACAAUGUGGUUACGCCGAGGAUGGGAAACUAUCCAAUCAAAGUUUGUUUGGCUCAGCUAUACUUAAUAGAUCAUGGUCCUCAAACCUGUCAGAAAAUCUGCAGCAAGUGCAUUAAGUGCAUAAUAAAGAAGCCUAAUAUGACAGAGACCCCUGCUUCUAGUGGUGACCCCAAGGACUCCAGGAAUAUUUGGGCACAAUGAGAGAUGACUCCAUCUGGACUGCCCCAACUGGCUGCUGCCAAGGCCCUGCCUGAACUGUGGACAAACACAACACCAGGAGAGUUGACUGUUUUGCCUAGACAAAAUAAGGUCGGUCAUUCUCCCAAAUUCCUCUUCCAUGGAAAGGCCUUUCAGAUUUGCUGGGCCCAGCACCCAAAGACUGAUGCUGUGAUGCUGCCCUAGGACUUGCGCUCACAAGAGCCACUGCCACCACAGGAGCCUGAUGGGAAGGCCGUCUGGAUAGGAAUCCAAUAAGUUAUUCUUCUCAGGUCUCUGAUGGGUUUGAACAGCAGAAACCAAGGCUGCACCUGCCCUCUCAAAGAUGCACACUUUACCUAAGUUCUAAGCUUCUGAUAAAGUGUUUGAGGGUCUGAGAAGGUAUUUUGAGGUUGGUGAUAAGAAAGUAAUUUCAGGCAUAUAAAAACUCUUCUCCCCACUAUGCUACAUCGUAUUAAGACUGUUUAGAGCUUUAACAUUAAUCAGAUUUUAAAUUGUCUUCCAAGCCAAUUUGUCUCUUUCUGUAAACUUCAGGAGAUAAUUCACAAGUCAUGUUCCAGAUAAGUACUGUCAAUCAACAGCCUGUUUCCCAGACCACCUAUUCCUGAGGGUGGAAUUCCUCCCCUGGUUGGGGGACUCCCCUACCCAACUACCAAGACCAUGGGCCUAAAAGUGAAACUCCUUGACUUCAUCUUCUGCCCCUAAAAUACACAUGUUCCAGCAUCCUGCUUCCUCAAGGGCUGCAUCCAGAACUCAGGUGCUGCUCUGGCCUAAACCUCACAGACUGCAUCAGCUGGACCUGAUCGCAGAUGGUCUCACAGGUCCUGGGCAGCAAACACAACAGCCUGCUUGUGGGACCUGGCCAACACUCCAGCUUUUUACCCCAUGCCCCAAAACCAGUGCCCCCAAUGUCAGCCGGGAGGAUCCAGAAAAGAUUCUUCUCCCAUUAUCCAUUUAUUACAACAAAAGGCUGGGAUGUCAAAGUCCCUACCUGCCGCAGGACAUGGCUGCCAUAACCUGCUCUCCACCUAGGGGCAGGGCUUCUCUCCCAGAGACCCUUCACAGACAUCUUGGUUCUGUUAACCCUUUUCCAUCCUUCCUUCCACUUUCCCUCUUUUCUGCCUUCUUUCCCCCCCCCCACCCCCACCAGCAGGUCCUCUCCUUCUGCUUCCCCCUCCCUCGAUGCUCCCAAGAACCUGUGUUUAUACAAUAAUAUAGGUUCAUCUCAUCAUUAGCUCAUUUCAUUUUAUUUAAUCAAUCAAUAUAAACUUACGAAAAAUGAGAGUCCA